UGCUUCACAGAAGAAAAAAGAUCUAUGAAACAACUCGGAAAGAGGACGGCGAGGCGAGAUGCAGGUCAGCUUGCCUUCAGGUCAUGGACUUGGAGUUUUUUUUUUCUCGUUCACUCAUGCAGCUCCGGAGACCUAACCCCACGAAACCAUUUGUGUGUCUCUCCCGGUUCCGGUUCCAAACCCUUUCAGCCGCCACCCACUACUCUAGUUACCCCACGUACUCUAGGUAAACCCUAGUGCGCGUUUGAUAGGAAAACACCCGGAAAUUCAAAGUCAUCCCGCCAAGGCAUCGCUAUCUUCUUCUCCUUCCUCGUCUUCGUCCUCUUUCUUGCACACGCAUUCAAUCUUCUCUGUCUACGGUUCUCCAAGUUCCUCACAGCUAGCGAAAAUGUUGUCGACUGCCAGAACUGUUGUCGGAAAGUCGGCGAGGACCUCUGCCCUGAAGAUGGUCGCUGCGUCCAGAUCCGUGAGCACUUGGAGUCAGGUUCCCCAGGGUCCUCCGGUAUGUAUCACUGAGGCAUUCAAGGCCGACAAAUUUGAGAAGAAGAUCAACCUCGGUGUCGGCGCCUACCGUGACGACAACGGCAAGCCAUACGUCCUGCCUUCGGUUCGUGCCGCCGAGAAGCGCAUCGUAGACAAGGUUCUCGACAAGGAGUACGCUGGCAUCACCGGUGUACCUGCUUUCACCAAGGCCGCCGCCGUCCUCGCAUACGGACAGAACAGCCCAAUCCUCGACAACGUAGCAAUCACCCAGUCCAUCUCCGGAACCGGUGCUCUUCGUAUUGCCGGCGCUUUCCUCGAGCGGUUCUACCCUCACACCAAGACUGUGUACCUGCCCAACCCCUCAUGGGCGAACCACAAGGCCAUCUUCGGCGCCUGUGGACUGGAUGUGAAGAACUACAGCUACUACAACAAGGAAACUAUUGGCCUUGACAUUGAUGGACUCUUGAGUGAUAUCAAGGAUGCCCCCUCGAGCUCCAUCUUCCUUCUCCACGCUUGCGCGCACAACCCCACAGGCAUCGACCCCACUCCCGAGCAGUGGAGGGCCAUCAGCGAUGCCAUCAAGGCUGGCGGGCACUUCCCGUUGUUUGACAUGGCGUACCAGGGUUUCGCUUCGGGCGAUACCAACACCGAUGCGUAUGCGCUGCGUUACUUUGUGGAGCAGGGCCACCACGUUGCGCUGUGUCAAUCAUUCGCCAAGAACAUGGGUCUCUACGGCGAGCGUGUCGGCGCCUUCUCUAUCCUGGCUGAAUCCGCCGAGGAGAAGAAGCGCAUCGAUUCGCAGAUCAAGAUCCUCGUUCGUCCGAUGUACUCCAACCCUCCCGUACACGGAGCGCGCAUUGCGUCUGAAAUUCUCAACGACCAGGCCCUCAACAAGCAAUGGCUCGGGGAGGUCAAGGAGAUGGCCGACCGGAUCAUCACCAUGAGGGCGGUCCUGAAGAACAGCCUCGAGGAGCUUGGCAGCAAGCACGAUUGGUCCCACAUCACUUCCCAGAUUGGAAUGUUCGCCUACACUGGCUUGACGCCUGAGCAGGUUGACACUCUUGCCAAGAAGUACUCCGUCUAUGGAACCCGCGAUGGCCGCAUCUCGGUCGCCGGUAUCACCAGCGGAAACGUAAAGUACCUCGCCGAGUCCAUCCACAAGGUCACCCAAUAGACAGUCCACAGUCCAAGCGGACAUACUCCUCCCCUCUUAACGACGACGCCAUCAUUAUUUCUUCUUCUUCUUUCUCUUUCAUGAUUCCUCAUUCUUUUGUUUAAGCGGUUUCGGGUUUGGGAAUGGGAAAAAAAAUCUGUCUGUUCUUUUCUUCUUCUUUACUUCUGGUUUCUUCUUCUGGGUGUUUGUUUUUGGCGGCGACGGCGGCAGGGAUAGAAGCUAGAUGGAACCUGUAGCAGUGUAGCGUGUAUCUACAUACUCGAGCGUGUACUUUUAUCAUACAUAUGACAGCGGGCAGGUAGACGGAAAUAUAUGU
This is a messenger RNA of Tricharina praecox, 1973 nucleotides long. RefSeq names its product mitochondrial putative aspartate aminotransferase. Lineage: Eukaryota; Fungi; Ascomycota; Pezizomycetes; Pezizales; Pyronemataceae. The transcript has 7 exons. The record is from RefSeq and is a predicted model, not a curated record. Gene Ontology annotation, molecular function: pyridoxal phosphate binding; L-aspartate:2-oxoglutarate transaminase activity. The coding region runs from base 389 to 1657 and encodes 422 amino acids. Gene Ontology annotation, cellular component: mitochondrion. Gene Ontology annotation, biological process: L-aspartate catabolic process; biosynthetic process.